Neurospora tetrasperma FGSC 2508 is the source of this 841-nucleotide messenger RNA. RefSeq lists its product as uncharacterized. The transcript is spliced from 3 exons. Lineage: Eukaryota; Fungi; Ascomycota; Sordariomycetes; Sordariales; Sordariaceae. The coding region runs from base 63 to 632 and encodes 189 amino acids. The record is from RefSeq and is a predicted model, not a curated record. Gene Ontology annotation, biological process: eisosome assembly; protein localization to plasma membrane. Gene Ontology annotation, cellular component: eisosome; plasma membrane.
GAAACUUUCCCAUUAUCACUUUAUUCACUUCACUUCACUCUUGUCGUUGAAAACAAAACAAGAUGCUCGCAGGUUUAUGUAUCGGCCUUCGUGGCCUUCAGAUCCUCUUCGGCGCCGUCAUCGUCGGCCUCUCCGCCCAAUUCAUCACCGCCCAAAAAGUCGGUUCCGCAGCGACCACCACGCAAUACUCCGUCUUUACCGGCGUCUACGCCAUUCUCGAAGGCUUUCUGGGCAUCGCCGCCCUCUUUCUUAGUUCUUUCCCAGAUAUCGCGGUACUAGGCGCCGAUGCUAUUGGUGCUUUGGUGUUGUUGGCUGGUGGUAUUGCCUGGGCAGUCGAAACCCGCGGUUUCUCCUGCACCGAUCCCACUAAGGCCAAGAAGAUUCUUGACAACAAUCUCUUGAAUCAAGGCAAACGCAAGUACAAGGGGGACUGGUACUAUGGCAUUCUGUACGGGGACCCGAGUGCGGAGACGGCUUGGAGCCGGCUGCAGUCGAGCUGCAAGAAAGGACUUGCGGAUGAGGUGUUCCAGUUCUUGGCGUUCGCCGUGCUUGUGGUUUUGUUGGUGGUGGGCUGGAUCAGGUGGCGGAAGGGUAGAGGGGGUGGAGGUAUGGGAUCCAGGUCAUAUGUCUAAAGAAGCCUCGGGGGUGGUGUUGAGGAUUUGAAAGGGGGAAUUGGGGUGUCACAAAAAGAUGAAAAGUGGAAAAUUAAUGAUAAUGGGAUGAUUGAUGGGAACGCAAAAGGGAAAUGGGGGAUGGAGUUGGAUAAGACUCGGGGAGAAUGUAAUGAGUCAAGUUGAGAUACCCGUAUGUUAUGAUGAAAGGAAAUAUGGAACAUUGGGCU